AUGGAGAUUCCGACGUCUGCUCGGAAUAAUAGAGAAGAGAACAUGGACAAAGGAGAUGCGAUAGAUUGUGUGAUAUUUCGAGCUCGAAAUGCCACCUUACUGUAUGCACAACUAAAAAUAUUUUUCAAAGAAGUGUAUUGUGCUAAGCCGAAAAGCAGCAGACAAAGCAGUUGUGAGGCGUUUGUGGUGUGUCGAGGCUAUUCACCACCAGAAGGAUAUCAACCCACUUUGGAAAAUCCGAUGUUUGCUCCAAAUUACGUUAUCGUUAUUUGGACAAAAAGGGGUACUGUGGCAGUUUAUGGAUGCAAUGAUGGUAUGUACGUUUGUUAG
Molecule: messenger RNA, 330 nt
Organism: Cooperia oncophora
Lineage: Eukaryota; Metazoa; Nematoda; Chromadorea; Rhabditida; Trichostrongylidae
Source: the annotation of a GenBank genome assembly